AAGGAUGUCUCUAUUUCAUUAUACAACUUAUAUUUAUUAUAUAUUCUUGUUAGGUAGUCACUCUGUCAUGGAGCUCCUCAGUUCUGACACAUUUAAGUAGUAAGUUCUAGUACAUUUUCCCUUGGAAUUCUCAUCUGCUCAUAGGGAAGGACUAUAUUUAACUUCAGGGCAUGUGAACACUUAAAUUACUAAGGUUUUCCUUCGUUACAGGGAGGAGCUGCUAUCUGUUCUCUUACUGUAACUGUUUAUAUAGGAAUACCAAAAAAGAAGUAGAUGUAACACCAUUUCUCUUCUAAUCAACAGGACAGUUCUGGCAUGUGACUGACUUACACUUAGACCCUACUUACCACAUCACAGAUGACCAUACAAAAGUGUGUGCUUCAUCCAAAGGCACCAAUGCCUCCAAUCCUGGCCCUUUUGGAGAUGUUAUGUGUGAUUCUCCAUAUCACCUUAUUUUGUCAGCAUUUGAUUUUAUUAAAAAUUCAAGACAAGAAGCAUCUUUCAUGAUAUGGACUGGAGAUAGCCCACCUCAUGUGCCAGUGUAUGAACUCUCAACAGACACAGUCAUAACUGUGAUUGCUAAUAUGACAAUCACUGUCCAGAGUCUCUUUCCAAAUCUCCAGGUUUUCCCUGCACUGGGUAAUCAUGACUAUUGGCCACAGGAUCAGCUUCCUUCGUUCACCAGCAAGGUGUACAGCGCAGUAGCAAACCUCUGGAAACCAUGGCUAGAUGAAGAAGCUAUUCAGACUUUAAGGACAGGUGGCUUUUAUUCACAGAAAGUUUCAGGUAAUCUGAACCUUAGGAUCAUCAGUCUAAACACAAACCUGUACUACGGCCCUGAUAUUGUGACCCUGAAUAAGAGUGACCCAGCAAAUCAGUUUGAAUGGCUAGAAAAUACACUGACCAGCUCUCAGCAGAACAACGAGAAGGUGUACAUCAUAGCACAUAUUCCAGUGGGCUAUCUGCCCUAUUCAAUGGGCACUACAGCCAUGAGACAAUGCUAUAAUGAGAAACUGAUAGGCAUUUUCAGAAAAUACAGCAAUGUCAUUGCAGGACAAUUUUAUGGACACACUCACAGAGACAGCAUUAUGGUUCUUUCAGAUGAAAAAGGGAGUCCAAUAAAUUCUGCGUUUGUGGCUCCUGCUGUUACCCCGGUGAAGGGUGCUUUACAAAAACAGACCAACAACCCUGCUGUCAGACUAUUUCAGUACGAUCCUCGUGAUUAUAAGUUAUUGGACAUGUUGCAGUAUUACUUGAACCUGACAGAUGCUAAUCUAAAGGGAGAAUCCAACUGGAAGCUGGAGUAUAACCUGACUCAAACUUACAACAUUGAAGAUUUGCAGCCAAAAAGUUUGUAUGGAUUAGCUAAAGAAUUUGCAACCCCAGACAGUAAGAAAUUUAUAAAAUAUUAUAAUUACUACUUUGUGAGUUAUGACAGCAGUGUAAUUUGCAAUGAGCAAUGUAAGGCUUUUCAGAUUUGUGCAAUUAUGAGUCUUGAUCAUAAUUCCUAUGUAGAUUGCCUCAAACAUUAUUUUAUAAGGCACAAUCUAUAGUAUUUCACAGCUUGUGUUCAUAGAAAAUGUAACAUUGCUCUGUUUCUGAGAUCGGUUUGUGGGAAUUGUUACAUAAAUUUUUGGGAGUUACUGAGUGUGCAAGCUGAAUUCCUUUCUUUGCUUUCCUUUUUAUGAUGCCCAAAUGUAGAUAUUUUUAAUAUUCUAUAUUUUUAUUAUAUUAAAUAUGUUUAAACUGUUCUUUACUAGAAUGAUGUUUGGAUAUAUAUUUCCUGUCUUCCAGUUUAUAUAAUUAUAUCUAAUUUAUACUCUUGUUGAUAUUGUCAUUUUUAAAGUAAAGCAAAUGACUUCUUCCUGAGUCAUAAUUCAGCAUGGUGAAUUAUUCUUCAUAAGAUAAUUUUCAGUUUUAUUAAUUCACUCUUGUUAAAAACCCACGUGUAAACUGAGGUUCAAACUGUUUAAAUUUCAUGUGUAAUCUGAGGUUAACACUAUUUAUAUCCACUGCGUCCUCUUGGGAAAACACUAGUGUCUCAUUAGGGUCGGCUCUGAGUCUAGGAAACGUCACCGGGCAUGUGCUGUCUAGCUGUCUUCGCUCUGUGAGUGAACAGGGUGCUCUUUAGUACUGCUGACCUUAAGGAGAGAACGUCACAAGUCGCACUUAUUGUCGCUGCAGUGCUCUCACAGUCAGCAGUCUUAGGUCCAUCAACAAGGAAAGUGAAACUCAUUUCCUGUGACUGGUUGGACUUCAUGUAAAAAAUGACUCGUAGAUAUAAGAUCUCAUUGUAAUGAAACCAAAUUAUCUUAACUUCUAGAGGGUUGAGAAUGUGACUAUUAUAAAAUUAAAAUAUUAUAUCUAAGAAACUAUCAGUAUUUUUUAGGUAAACACUUUUUUACUCUUAGGUUUAAAAAUAAAUUGGUAUGUUUUAGAUGUGAGGAUACUGAAGCAAAGCAAAGAUUUAUUGUUAAAAAAAAAAUCAUAUCAUUUAGAGGUCAUCCGGCCUGCAAUAUAUUUCAAGUUAGCAUUAUCGACUACAUCAUGUGUUUAUAUAUUUUUAUACUUAAUGGGCAGAUGUUUUAAGAAAACAGGCCUUGGCCAGCCAUAUCAGGAAACGGUGAAAGCCAAAGGUGGCGUGAGGUGACCCAGACAAUGAGCCUCGCGCUGGAAGUGAACGCUCUUGGGCUUGCAGGAUUAUUGUGGAGGAAAUUUCUAAAUCUUUGGGGGACUUGGGGCAGUGAACAUUUAGAGUCCUUCCCACUUUAUUCUACAAUAAAAACUUUUUAAUGCUAUCUUUUUGUAUUCAGUGUAUUUUUACCUUAAAAUAGAAGUAAAUGACCUCAGAGUUCGAGUAACAGUUUGGUACGUUAUCAGUUGAAUGAAUAUUUCAGUUCUCUAAUCAGAGCUGUCACAAUGAUUUAUUGUGGUUUAUUUCAGAAUAUGUUCAAUUAUAUAAAAAUGUUAUUAUGUCCACAGUAAAACCCCUCUUGAUUUA
This is a messenger RNA of Miniopterus natalensis, 3001 nucleotides long. The record is from RefSeq and is a predicted model, not a curated record. NCBI's taxonomy places the organism in Eukaryota, Metazoa, Chordata, Mammalia, Chiroptera, Miniopteridae.